Oncorhynchus tshawytscha (Chinook salmon) is the source of this 2487-nucleotide messenger RNA. Its product is annotated as ubiquitin-conjugating enzyme E2 R1. Gene Ontology annotation, molecular function: ubiquitin conjugating enzyme activity. NCBI's taxonomy places the organism in Eukaryota, Metazoa, Chordata, Actinopteri, Salmoniformes, Salmonidae. The record is from RefSeq and is a predicted model, not a curated record. Bases 890 to 1618 code for a protein of 242 amino acids. The transcript is spliced from 5 exons. Gene Ontology annotation, biological process: protein polyubiquitination; ubiquitin-dependent protein catabolic process.
UCCCAAGUAUUUUAUCAUGAUUAAUGAAAUCUGACCACUACACCCCAUCUAUAGGUAUGUCGUCUAGGCAUGUUUUAGGUUCCACAUAAAUUGGCAUCGAAAAGGCAAAACAAGGUCCGUGAUGUUGUACGUGUGAUGAGGAGAGUUGGCUGUAAUUCCAGAAAUGUAUUGUGUAGUUCUUAAAACCCACCCGAACAAAAACAAGUAAUAAAAAACAUGCUAUUCUCAAUUCAUUGAAAUAGUUUUACAAUAAACAUGGUGAUUACAAUGGAUACUUUUUGCACCGCUGACAUGAGAAUUUUAUGCUAAUGGUAACAUCGGAACUACAUUUCCCAGAGGGUACUACAAUCUUAUUGACUGUUUUGAGAGGAGAGGAGGCUGCUUUCAACUCUCCUCAUUUAUAGCCAGCAGGAACACAUCGUUGGGGAUUUUUAUUUAUUUAUGUUUGUAUCGUCUUUAGCUGGUCCAUAACGAUUUGUUGUAUAACUAUCAGUUUCAAAGUAACAUUUAAAAAAUAUAUAUUCAUUGUCACUGGACCAAUAGCUAACAGCUUGUGCUAACUAGCUUGCUUCACGGCUUAGCUAGGUCGGCGAGCCUAGUUAGUUACUAAAAUACCAACACAUUGUUUUUAGUAUGAGGUUUUUUUUACGAGUUAUUUGAUACUGAUAACUAGCUAGAUAACAGAUAUUGCGCGAUUUCAAAACAAAUCAAUCUACUUGAAUCAAAAGAGAGGUUAACUAACUAGCCAUUGUGCGCAUCGAGGAAAUCGCAACAAAGAAAACGUUUUUAGUUUUGCUGGAUCAGCUGGCUCGCUAGGUUGCUAGCUGUGUUGUAAACGACGACGUUCUCCGCCAAACGUUAGCCAACUAGUUAAUAUUGCUAUCUUGCCAUGGCGCAACAUGGUCCUGUUCACGUAGCAAGCUCACAAAAAGCAUUAAUGCUAGAAAUGAAGAGCCUUCAAGAGGAGCCAGUCGAAGGCUUCAAAAUAACAUUGGUCGAUGAAGCAGAUCUCUACAAUUGGGAAGUGGCAAUUUUUGGACCUCCUAACACUCACUAUGAAGGGGGCUAUUUCAAGGCUCGUAUCAAGUUCCCCGUUGACUACCCCUACUCGCCACCUGCCUUCCGUUUCCUCACCAAGAUGUGGCACCCCAACAUCUAUGAGAAUGGGGACGUAUGUAUAUCCAUUCUGCACCCUCCAGUUGAUGACCCUCAGAGUGGGGAGCUGCCCUCUGAGAGGUGGAACCCUACCCAGAACGUCAGGUACACGCCCUCUCAGACCAUCCUUCUGAGUGUCAUCUCUCUGCUGAACGAGCCCAACACCUCCUCGCCUGCCAACGUGGACGCCUCUGUCAUGUACCGCAAGUGGAGGGACAGCAAGGACAGAGAGUACAGCGAGAUAAUCAGGAAGCAGGUAUUGGCCACUAAGGCUGAAGCGGAGCGCGACGGGGUGAAGGUCCCCACAACACUGGCCGAAUACUGUGUCCGCACACGCGCCCCACCCCCCGACGAGGGCUCCGACCUCUUCUACGACGAUUACUAUGACGACGAGGAUCUGGAGGACGAAGACGAGGACGACUGCUGCUAUGAUGAAGACGACUCUGGGACAGAGGAGUCGUGACACGUCCUACCUGGGAACCUGGAUGGCUGACGCGUGCGUUCCCUGAACUCUCCUCCCGUAGGAGAGACUUUUCAGGAAGGACUACUUCACAUAUUUUAAACCUCUCACUUUUUCUAUCCUCAGAAUCCAAGCACACUGUCAUCUGUGCAAAGUCUGCACCUGUUAUUUGCAGGAAGUAUCGACUAAAAUGAAACUAAACUCGACAUGCUACCUUAUGACCCUGUUUGACUAUCUGGGAAAACCAGGUGUAACCACUUGGUAAAUCAGGCACAUGAGUUGGCCGCCUCCUAGUUCACUCACACCUAGAGUCAGAAAGUGUUUUGCCUGAACAGGCGACUGAAGGCUUCACCUGUCAUGGUGUCUAUGUGAGCGACACGCCACUGAACUUACAGCAGAACUUGUGUAUCUCCAAGAUGAGGUUCUGUCUGGCUUCACUCCUCCCUUACAUUUUUGUGCAAGGGGAAAACUGACUGUCAACAUGGUGUUUCUGCAUGUCAGACAUCUUGUACACAAUCAUACAUGCCGGAAUACUGGUUUGAUUGAAUUUAGAAAAAAAAUACUUUUGUGAUCAUGGAGACACCAAUGACUGGUGGACCCCAGGAUGCACUUGAGCUGCGGGCCAAACCCAGUUUGAAUGUUUUAGCAGCGUUUCAACAACAUUUCGCUGGCCUAGCCGUACAUGUCAGGUGUUUUUCUGUUUGAGAGUGGAGUGAGUGAUUCUAAAGCACUCAAUGUAAUGUUGUCGUGGCAACUGGUUCUCCUGCAUCUGGACAGAAUUCUCUGAGACCCAUACCUUUCUCCUCAAGGUUCUCCUCUGCAAAGGAUGAUGGAGCCAGAGACAAGUCUUUGGUGUAGCCCAGCAACUGUAU